AUGAACUCCUUAAGUGAACCCUGUGUACCAGAACAAAAUGCAAAUUCUACAAAAAAAAUGAAAACAUGUGCAAAUGCUAAUGAGGAUGAAAGAAAAUUGAUACCUCGAUUUCUUGUUAUAAAUAACACAACAGAUGAAAUUAAAAAAAUGUCACCUUUUUUAAUACAAAAACUUAUCAAGUCAUGUGCCGGAGAACCUAAAAAUAUCAAAAGACUUCGCUCAGGUGAUCUUCUAGUCGAAACUUUAUCUUCCAGCCAAUCUGCAACCCUUCUCAGUUUAAACAAAUUAGGAAAUGUAAGUGUAACAGUAUCACCUCACAAAUCUUUAAAUUAUAGCCGUGGAGUAAUAUCAGAAUUCGAUCUUCUCUGCGUUUCAGAAGAAGAAUUCGUGAGUGAACUCUCCCAUCAAAAUGUCUGUGCUGCAAGGCGAAUCAAGGUGCGCAGAGAGGGUAAGUUGAUAGAUACUAAAAACGUUAUCCUAACCUUCAACACACCUGAGUUGCCAAAAAGUGUAAGGGCCGGGUAUCUUCAUUGCCCAGUAAGACCCUACAUCCCAAACCCCAUGCGAUGUUUCCAGUGUCAGCGCUUUGGCCACUCAAAAAUGUCUUGUCGAGGCAAACCCACGUGUGCUCGCUGCUCCGUGGAGGGCCAUGACAGUGAUAGUUGUAAAGCUGUGCCACUGUGUGUCAAUUGUAAGGGGGAGCACACAGCAUUCUCUCGCUCAUGUCCUAAAUGGAAAGCUGAGAAGGAAGUACAGUCCUUGAAAGUGACUAAAAACUUAACAUAUGCAGAAGCUAGAAAAAUAAUAGCUAGUACACAUCCACGUUUAAAUGUUUCAUAUGCUGAGGCUGCAAAGAAAUUCAAAACAGUAGGAAUCCAAACUAAUCUAAGCAAUCUAUGUCAAAAGAUAAAUAACCAACGGGAAAAUACCUCUAAAAUAACAGUAAUAGAGUAUAAUGCAGGAAAUAAACUAACAAACUAG
Stegodyphus dumicola is the source of this 981-nucleotide messenger RNA. RefSeq lists its product as uncharacterized. The record is from RefSeq and is a predicted model, not a curated record. NCBI's taxonomy places the organism in Eukaryota, Metazoa, Arthropoda, Arachnida, Araneae, Eresidae.